Cuscuta epithymum is the source of this 5965-nucleotide messenger RNA. NCBI's taxonomy places the organism in Eukaryota, Viridiplantae, Streptophyta, Magnoliopsida, Solanales, Convolvulaceae. The record is from the annotation of a GenBank genome assembly.
AUUUUUCUUGCCCCAUUUUCUAGGAGCCGCCCUGACACGAAUUUGGUGAGCAGCAGCCUAUGCACAGACAUUGGUUCCCAUGAAACUGUUUCCCCAUGCUGUCAAGAUUCCUUCCAUAUCCAGAAAAGAAUGCUGCAGUCUCAGGAAGCCUCUUUUGCCACUGUCUAUUUCUUCAUCCUCAAACCACUCCUCUGCCAGCAGUGGCUCUCAUUUCAUCUUCUUACCUGAAAUCGUCCCUAACCGCCGACUAUUGUCGUUUUUACAGCAAUUCUCUACAAACAUUUUCUGGGUCGCAUCAAUUCAUGCGCAGAUUAUUGUAAAUUCUCUAUCAGCUGACCCUAUUCUGGCCACAAAGCUAGUAAAGGCGUAUGGUGAUUUGGGCUCUCUUGAAUCUGCUCGCAAUGUGUAUGAUCAAUUUACGGACCCAGAAGUAUUUCUUUGCAAUGCUAUGAUGAAUGAGUUUUUGAAAAGGGGGCAGUACUCUAAGGUGGUUGACCUCUUUCUAAUGAUAGGUAUCUUAGAAACAAGAAUUGAUAGUUGCACUUGCACAUUCAUGCUCAAAGCCUGCAGCGCCUUACCAAAUUAUUACGAGACUGGGAUGGAAAUUGUUAGGAGGGGUGUAGGUCGUGGAAUGCAUAAUGAUCGUUUUUUUGGGAGUUCUAUGUUAAAUUUCUUGGUGAAAUAUGAACACCUUGAUUAUGCACAGAUUUUAUUUGAUGAGAUGGAAAAUAAGGAUGUUGUGUGUUGGAAUUCAAUGAUGGGAGGUUAUGUGAAAACCAAUCAGUUUGAUAAGGCGUUUCAACUGCUUUUAGGGAUGCAUAAAUGUAACAUUGGACUUAGUACUGUAACUGUGGUGAACUUGAUUCAGGUAUGCAAGGCGAUGGGAUGUAUAAGAGUAGGAAAAUGUACUCAUGGACUUACAGUUCAGUUGGGAAUGGGAAAUGAUGUUAAAGUGCUAACGUCAUUGAUCAAUAUGUAUAGUAUGAUGGGUGACAUUGAAACGUCUUCCCUUGUUUUUGAUAGAAUGCCUACUAGAACUCUGGUUUCUUGGAAUGCAAUGAUCUCAGGAUGUGUUCACAAUGACUUGGUUCAUAAAUCACGUGAAUACUUUCAUGAAUUAGUAUGUCAUGGGAUCAGUUUUGAUUCGGGAACUCUCGUUAGCCUCCUUCAAGGUUGCUCACAAGUGGCUGACAUGGCAAGUGGCAAGAUACUUCAUGCUUACAUCUUACGACGAAGUCUAGAGUCAAGUAAUAUUUUAUUUACAGCACUUCUUGAUUUAUAUGCCAAGAGUGGAGAACUCACGAAGGCAAAUUAUGUUUUUACUGCAAUGAAAGACAAAAAUGUUAUUACAUGGACUGCUUUGCUCGUGGGACUAUCUCAAAACGGAAGAGCGGAGGAUGCGUUGAAGCUAUUCUGUCAAAUGCAGGAAGAGAAUGUUGCUGCAAAUUCUGUGACUCUGGUUGGUUUGGUCUACUGUUGUGCCCAUUUGGGGUCCUCACAGAAAGGAAAAAGUGUUCAUGCUAAAUUAGUUCGUUCAGGUUAUUCUUUUGAAAUUGUGAACAUGACAGCUUUGAUUGAUAUGUAUGCCAAAUGUGGCAAAAUAAGUGUAGCCGAAAGGGUGUUCAAUACUGUAGUGGAUCGUGGAGAUGUUAUUUUGUUUAACGCUAUGAUAACAAGUUAUGGUAUUCACGGUUUUGGGCACCAAGCUAUAAGCAUAUAUGACCAAAUGAUGUAUCGGAGAGUCUCUCCAAAUCAAACUACAUUUGUUGCUCUUCUAGCAGCAUGUAGUCACUCUGGGCUCGUGGAAGAGGGUACCUAUUUAUUUGAGAAGAUGAAAAGUGAACAUAAAGUUGAGCCAUCUGAAAAGCAUUAUGCUUGUUUGGUUGAUCUUCUUAGUAGGGCAGGGCGUCUUGAAGAUGCAGAAGAGUGCAUUAAAAAUAUGCCGUCUCAGCCUGGCACUACUGCUGUUCUUGAAGCUUUACUCAAUGGGUGUCGUUACCAUAAGAAUAUUGAUAUAGGCUUGAGAACUGCAGAUAAGUUGCUUCACCUAGACUCCACAAACCCUGGUAUAUAUAUUUUACUAUCAAAUAUAUAUGCUGAGGUAAAGAGAUGGGAUGUAGUAGAUUAUAUUCGCAGCACCAUGAGGACUCACAGAUUAAAGAAGAUUCCAGGGUACAGUUCAGUUGAAAUAAAAAAUCAGGUCCAUACUUUUUUUGCUGGCGAUAAUUCGCAUUUGAACUGGGAAGAAAUUCAUCAGUUCUUAGAAGCUUUAAAAUCAGUGAUAGAAGCUUCUGGGCAUGUACCGGACACUAGCUGUGUUCGUCGUGAUGUUGAUGAAAAGAUGAAAGUGAAGUUAUUGUGGGGUCAUAGUGAGAGAUCAGCUAUUGCAUUGGGACUUCUAAGCACACCACCUGGAAGUGUGAUUCGCAUAACAAAAAAUCUCCGUGUCUGUAAUGACUGCCAUAUGGUUACAAAAUACAUAUCACAAAUAGUACAAAGAGAGAUUGUUGUGAGAGAUGUCAAUCGAUUCCACCACUUUAGGAAUGGGAAGUGCUCUUGUGGUGAUUACUGGUGAUGAGGGUUAACUAGCUAAGAAAUCAAGCUUGGACUAAUUUUAUUAUAGUGGCCUGCUAUCAAAGCUCAAGCUAUGUGGCGAAAAUGGUCUUCCAUUGGCAGCAGCAGGGUCAGUUGACUUUAUACUAACACUGUUAUGAUCAUUAGUUUUGCUAUCUUGUUAUCAUAUGAUAUGCAGUUCUCUUGGAUGUGGUGUCACACUUAAAUAGCAGUGCUCUUUAAGAACAUAUUCCAAUUUGGUUCCAUGAUUUUAGUUAAUUUUCACGGUUGGUGUGACUUUGGAUUAUCUGCCACUUGGGUCUUGUGAUCACUCAUCCGGCAAAAUAUCAAUCAGAAAUUGGUCUGGUAAGUGAUUUGGAGGACAAAAAAUGACAAGAGAUUUGUAGUUGUGCACUAAAAGUGGAAAAUGUGAAAGUCGGGAACCAAAGUGAACUUGAGUAAAUAAUCGUGGGUCCUAAAGUGGAAUAUUUUAUUUUUCUAAUCAUGUGAUUGGUGACUGGGACACUGGGUUUUACAUUAUGGUGCUAUUCGAGUUAAGAGAUGCUUGCACUCGAUUGUAAAUUAUUUUCUUUUGGAUGAAGACUUGGACUACCCUAGAAAGGUGGAGCAAUCAGCGGAAACAAAUUCAAAACCGGAUAUGUUACAAUUGCAUUAUAGUAUGAGUAACUUUCUAUCUGCAAAAGUCAACAGCAGGAUAAGCAACAUGCAAUCAAAAUUGAUGUGCCCUCCCUUGGAGAAACAUAUAUAUCCUGCUUGGCAAAGCUGUAUCAUUCUAUAGGUAAGCUGGUAGUUUUUUCACUCCACUUCUUCUUGAUAGUGUUUGUCGUUAUAAUCACGUCCGUCUAUUUUUUUAAUCAGGAAGCAGAUGAAGUGUGUUCUCUAUCCGUUCAAGAAAGCCACACUUUUCAUUUACAUAGUUUUUUUGUUUUUGGAUGAACUUUCAUUUACAUAGUUUUAUUUUAACUUAAGUAGCACGGAACGCGAAACAGAAAAUGAUAAUGUAAAUAUAAAAAAGUACAAGAUGAAAACCUUAGGGAAACGCGUAAAUAUAAAAAAAUAUCGGGAUGUUUUCCCAAAAAUGUUUUCAUGCAUUUUUCAAAAAGGUUUUGCAAAUAUGUGUGCGUGUGUUAUAAAUUUUGCUAGGUAACAACAAUAUGUUAAAAUGUAAUCCAUAUUCGUAACAAAUUGUGCUGAGAAAUGUCAAAAUUUUCAUUUUGAUAUGGAGUACAAACAUCCAUUAAGAAAUCUCAUAAAAGUCACAACUUGUAUCAAGUAUCCGCGUAUCCCAUCAAAAAGGUUAAACGUGAUGCCUUAAUGUUUCUAAUAUGUUGAUUAAAUAGGAAAACAAGUUCCCAAUUUCAUUUAAUUGCAAAAACGGCCCGUCAACAGGAAUUUCAAGUUUCUACUUUCUAAGUUUUAAACCUGUCCUAGUUUUCAAAAAGGCAAAAUGUAUGCUUUAUGGACUUUCUGCGCUUUUUAGAUUGUAACUAAUAUUUGUUGUCUGAAACAUACAGAGGGAUAUAAUGUACGUAGUAUUCAUUAGGUGAUGAUCACAUGGCUAACUUUUGGACACUAGAUGAAGCAAUAGGCACAUAGGACUGAUUUUGUAUAAUUUAUAAUGCCCAUUUUUUUGUCUCCCUAGCAUAACUCUUUCUGAUAUUUGGUCUUCGUGAAUCGGGAAGUACACUAUGCAGUUCAUUCUGGUUGCAUUCUGAUCACUAUAAAACAGUUGUUGUUUUUGCUUCAGAAAGCUAGCAAACUCAUUAAAAAGAGAUCAUCUCCAAUGGACGGCCAAUUGUUCCUAAUAAAACAUCAUUUUAUCCUAAGGGUCUGGAUUUUAAUCUUGGCAUUCCAUUUGUAACUUUUUCCUUUGGAAAUGAACAAUUUGUCUUCCACAUUGCGCCAUUUGAUACUGAAUUUUCGGUGACGCACAAGGACCCCUUUUUUUCACAUUUAAUGGAACAACUCAGACGGAUUCUGAGGACAAGCAUCAAUAUUUGAUGUAUCAAGAUCAACUUCAUUGCAAGGACAUUGUCUCCAGUCUCCACGAGUGUUGAAAAGCCAAGUUGAUGCCAAACAGGUGGUUGAGUCUAUUCCAUUGUAGGAACCGGAGAAAAGCCUAAAACAACAUGCAAGGAGUUUAUUAUGUCUGUGACGAAAUUAAUUGUGGAGCCCUUGCUUUCUUUUGCUACCAAGGAUGGUUCAACUCUGUUUCUUCAUGCGAGGAGUAGAGAAUGAGUGCACACACAUUAAUAUUAUAGGACUAAAUGUUUCUUUAUGUGAGGAAUUAUAUGUUUGGUCACAAUGAUGAAAUAUGAAAGUAACCCAAUUUUGAAGCCAAAAUCCAAUGACUUGGUCACAACUAGACCUUGUUUGUCUCUCUCGGCAGUUUUUUUUAAUAAGGGUUGUCUGAGCAAUGCAACCAGAAGCUAACUGUAUAGAGCAAGAUGCUGAUGCUGAUGAUGAUGAAAUAUUCAUAAUAACAUAGUUUAGAUAAGACUGGGGCUCCUUUUGGUAGCCUGUUCUGCUUAUUGUGCAAAUCAGCAGAAUAAGUAGCUUUUGACCUUUAUAUUUGGCUGAAAUAGAUGUUACCAAAUGUUUUGAAGAUUAUUGCUGAAAUGCUGUUAAAGUUGCAUUGUCUGGUAGUCAAAAUCGAAAGUUUAAGUCUGUUAUUGCAAAGCCGCUCAAGGAUCACGCCGUUGCCUCUACAGAAAAGAUUGCUGAAAUUCUUCGAAAGGUGAAUGCAGAAAAUGAUUAAGACUUGCCUAUGGUGUUGGCAAAAAUGAAGCUUUAUCUACAGAACCCAUCUACUUAAUCAAUACUUUUCAAACCAUUAAAGACAAAUAUUAUCGAAGCACAUUCUUAAGUUCAAGUAUUGUCACACCUCAAAAAAGAUUAUUCACUGGAGCAUAUACCAAAUGUCGUAAAUACGGGCUGGACAUAAAACUUGACAGCCUCCUAUAGUUCUCCCGGAUUUGAGACACUGUUUUGAUUUCUUUCUUUCUAUUUCCAAUAUUAGUGGUCUGGGGCAUCAGAUUUGAAUGUCUCUCAAAUGUUGCAGUAGAGAACUUUCCAGUGAGCUUGAUUUGACAGUCUAAGCCUUGCUGCUGCAUAUAUAGAUGAAUUCCAUUACUGAAAAUAUGAUAUUACAAUUUGAGGCAGUUGUUAAAAAGUGCCAUUAGAGGUUGGCGUUCUCAGACUGAAUGUAAGCAUUUGAAACUAUUGUAUACAUACAAGAAUUGUGACGCCCUUGAAAAAGACUGCAAAUAGAGUAAGGAACGGUACUGGAUUUGGCUCACAAACGAGCUGUUACUGUUGACAUUAGAUAACAGUAUAGGCUGUAUAGCCGCGAACAGCACAUACAUUCAGUUGCAUUGGAGUUACCUUUGGC